This is a messenger RNA of Gracilinanus agilis (Agile Gracile Mouse Opossum), 1512 nucleotides long. It is a transcript of the gene EPB41L5, whose product is annotated as erythrocyte membrane protein band 4.1 like 5. Gene Ontology annotation, cellular component: cytoskeleton. Bases 1 to 1512 code for a protein of 503 amino acids. The record is from RefSeq and is a predicted model, not a curated record. NCBI's taxonomy places the organism in Eukaryota, Metazoa, Chordata, Mammalia, Didelphimorphia, Didelphidae. Gene Ontology annotation, molecular function: cytoskeletal protein binding. The transcript is spliced from 16 exons.
AUGCUAAGUUUCUUCCGUCGGACACUUGGGCGCCGGUCAAUGCGAAAGCAUGCUGAGAAGGAGCGCCUAAGAGAAGCUCAGCGAGCUGCGACACACAUUCCUGCAGCUGGAGAUGCCAAAUCCAUUAUUACGUGUAGGGUGUCACUGCUAGAUGGAACUGAUGUUAGUGUGGAUCUGCCGAAAAAAGCCAAAGGACAGGCUCUCUUUGACCAAAUCAUGUACCAUCUGGACUUGAUUGAAAGUGACUAUUUUGGACUGAGAUUCAUGGAUUCAGCACAAGUGGCACAUUGGUUGGACAGUACAAAAAGCAUCAAAAAACAAGUUAAAAUUGGUUCACCAUACUGUCUGCACCUCCGUGUUAAGUUUUACUCCUCAGAACCAAACAAUCUUCGUGAAGAGCUGACAAGGUAUUUAUUUGUUCUUCAGUUAAAACAAGAUAUUCUCAGUGGAAAGUUGGAAUGUCCUUUUGACACAGCAGUCCAGUUGGCAGCUUAUACAUUGCAAGCUGAACUUGGUGACUAUGAUCUUGCUGAGCAUGGCCCUGACCUUGUCUCUGAAUUCAGAUUUGUGCCCAUUCAGACAGAAGAGAUGGAGCUCGCCAUUUUUGAGAAAUGGAAGGAGUACAGGGGUCAAACACCAGCACAGGCUGAGACCAACUACCUGAACAAAGCCAAAUGGCUAGAAAUGUAUGGAGUGGAUAUGCACGUAGUAAAGGCUCGAGAUGGAAAUGAUUAUAGUUUAGGACUCACCCCAACAGGAGUCCUAGUAUUUGAAGGAGAAACAAAAAUUGGAUUAUUUUUUUGGCCUAAGAUUACUAGAUUGGACUUCAAGAAAAACAAAUUAACUUUGGUAGUUGUGGAAGAUGAUGAACAGGGCAAAGAACAGGAGCACACAUUUGUCUUUAGACUAGAACACCCAAAAGCUUGCAAACAUUUAUGGAAAUGUGCUGUGGAGCAUCAUGCCUUCUUCCGUCUCAGAGGACCUGUACAAAAAGGGUCUAAUCGAUCAGGAUUUAUUCGUUUAGGUUCACGAUUCAGAUACAGUGGGAAAACCGAGUAUCAGACCACAAAAACCAAUAAAGCAAGAAGGUCAACGUCCUUUGAAAGACGACCCAGCAAAAGGUAUUCCCGACGAACACUGCAGAUGAAAGCAAAUGCAACAAAACCUGAAGAAUCCAGUCUCCAGAAGAAUGUUUCAAUCCAGAACAAUGGAUCUCAACAAGUUAGGGGUACAAGAUUGCCUGUAAUCUCUUCCAUUCCUUCUGGUCCUAUUCUGGUGGAGAUAGAGAAUCUUCCAAGGAGUCCAGGAAUGAGCCACCAUGACAGAAAAUGGCUAUCUGAUGCCAGUGAUCGCUGUCAACGUGGUGGAACCCAGUGGAGCACAGGGGCCUUGCCACCACCCCAGGCUGCUUGUAGAAACUACACUGACUUUGUCCAUGAACGCAAUGUGAAGAAUUCAGGAGUCCAUCGUGAUGUUGACUAUACUGUCCAUGCAGCCAUGACUGACAUAUAA